Molecule: messenger RNA, 937 nt
Organism: Syzygium oleosum
Lineage: Eukaryota; Viridiplantae; Streptophyta; Magnoliopsida; Myrtales; Myrtaceae
Product: mitochondrial intermembrane space import and assembly protein 40 homolog
Exons: 4
Coding region: 228-698 (156 amino acids)
Biological process (GO): protein import into mitochondrial intermembrane space
Cellular component (GO): mitochondrial intermembrane space
Molecular function (GO): protein-disulfide reductase activity
Source: RefSeq, a predicted model, not a curated record
UAUACGAAAACCCGCCGCGCGUUGUCCCCACGGGACGGUCUCCCCUGUUGGAUUGCGCCGCCGCUACAAAUUUCCAGUCGAUGCUGCUGACUAUGGAGUCUAAUAAGAGAUCGUUUUCUCGAACACAACAGUGAUGGGUGAAGAAAUGAUCUGAGGUGUUCGUCGCAUUUCCUGCUCUUCUUCCUUUGAUCGAGAUAACCACCGACUUUUUCUCUGCACAAGAAAAGAUGGGUCAAGCUCAGAGCGACGAAGCAGCGUGCGUAGCGGCUUCCGAUGACCAAUCUCGAGGCGGGCCGUCGGCAUCUCCAUCUUCUGGUGCUGCUGCGACCAUGGAUUCUCUGAUUGCGGAAGCGGCAGCAUAUGGCGAUAAUGAAAAUGAGUCUCUAGAUGCGAAGGCACAGAAAGCUCUGGAAUGUCCAUGCAUAGCUGACUUGAGAAAUGGCCCAUGUGGAACCCAGUUUUCUGAAGCUUUCGUGUGCUUCUUGAAAAGCACUGCCGAAGAAAAGGGCUCGGAUUGCGUCCAUCCGUUUGUUGCUCUGCAGAAUUGUAUCAAAGCCAAUCCCGGCGCAUUCUCUAAAGAAAUUUUAGAAGGCGGUGAUGAUGAUGAUGUCAAGAAAGAGGAAGAGCUGAAGCAAGAGUACCGAAUCAUCCCUCCCACAUGGUCCCAAGAGUCGCACAAUGCGAAGUCAAAGCUUUAAUGCCUAUUCCUUUAGCAUCCCCUCUUGCUCGCACAAGGAUAUCUAGCAGUUAGAGAAAUUGUUAGUCAUUUCAUCCCAUUUAUUUAAGUAUCAUAAGAAUAUUCAUUACUAUGCAAUAGCCAAUGAUCUUCUCAUUUGAUUGUCUUAGAAUGUUCUUCAACAUCUGAGCCCGAAAGAUGCUUUGGAACAGUUUUAACCACCUGCCCAAUAUGAAGUAAUGCUUGCGUGUAAUUUGGUUA